Anopheles cruzii is the source of this 1831-nucleotide messenger RNA. RefSeq names its product protein transport protein Sec61 subunit alpha (gene Sec61alpha). The transcript has 2 exons. Gene Ontology annotation, cellular component: membrane; Sec61 translocon complex. Gene Ontology annotation, biological process: post-translational protein targeting to membrane, translocation; SRP-dependent cotranslational protein targeting to membrane, translocation. NCBI's taxonomy places the organism in Eukaryota, Metazoa, Arthropoda, Insecta, Diptera, Culicidae. The coding region runs from base 263 to 1693 and encodes 476 amino acids. The record is from RefSeq and is a predicted model, not a curated record. Gene Ontology annotation, molecular function: ribosome binding; signal sequence receptor activity; transmembrane protein transporter activity.
CUGUUGCCCGCUAAGGUGGCCUUCUCCGUGUCAGUUGUGAUUGAGGAGACCGACGAACCGAAGGUGGUGCUCUGUGCGUUCCAGCCCAGUGGAAAACGGAUCCUCCAUAUCCGGAGACAACAAUAAGUGCGUGUCUCUGGUGCCCGAAAAAACACCAAAUCGAUCCGACUGCGCGAGGCAGUUAAUUUCUCGCCCAUUCAUUCUGCGGGAACACCCGGGAAACGGUGCUAGGUGAAAACCGACAUCACAGCAACCCGUCACCAUGGGAAUCAAAUUCCUCGAAAUUAUUAAACCGUUCUGCGGCAUUCUGCCGGAGAUCGCCAAACCGGAGCGUAAGAUCCAGUUCCGCGAGAAGGUGCUAUGGACGGCGAUCACGCUGUUUAUCUUCCUCGUGUGCUGCCAGAUCCCGCUGUUCGGCAUUAUGAGCUCCGAUUCGGCCGAUCCGUUCUACUGGAUCCGUGUCAUUCUGGCCUCGAACCGUGGUACACUGAUGGAGCUGGGUAUUUCACCGAUCGUCACGUCCGGGCUCAUCAUGCAGCUGCUGGCCGGUGCAAAGAUCAUCGAAGUUGGUGAUACGCCCAAGGAUCGGGCUCUGUUCAACGGUGCCCAGAAGCUGUUCGGCAUGGUCAUCACGAUCGGGCAGGCCAUCGUGUACGUCAUGACGGGAAUGUACGGUGAUCCGGCCGAAAUCGGUGCCGGCGUGUGUCUGCUCAUCAUCAUCCAGCUGUUCGUGGCCGGCCUCAUCGUGCUGCUGCUCGACGAGCUGCUCCAGAAGGGCUACGGUCUCGGAUCGGGUAUUUCGCUGUUCAUUGCGACCAACAUCUGCGAAACGAUCGUCUGGAAGGCCUUCUCGCCGGCCACCGUCAACACGGGCCGUGGUACCGAGUUCGAGGGUGCCGUCAUUGCUCUGUUCCAUCUGCUGGCCACCCGGCAGGACAAGGUGCGCGCCCUGCGCGAAGCGUUCUACCGCCAGAAUCUGCCCAACCUGAUGAACCUGCUCGCGACGGUGCUGGUGUUUGCGGUGGUCAUAUACUUCCAGGGCUUCCGCGUCGACCUGCCGAUCAAAUCGGCCCGCUACCGCGGCCAGUACAGCAGCUAUCCGAUCAAGCUGUUCUACACUUCGAACAUCCCGAUCAUUCUCCAGUCAGCGCUCGUCUCCAAUUUGUACGUCAUCUCACAGAUGCUGGCGGUCAAGUUCCAUGGCAACUUCCUCAUUAACCUGCUCGGCGUGUGGGCGGACGUAGGCGGUGGUGGUCCGGCACGCUCGUACCCGAUCGGUGGCCUUUGCUAUUACCUGUCACCGCCCGAGUCACUCGGGCACAUCGUUGCCGAUCCGAUCCACGCCGUCCUGUACAUCGUGUUCAUGCUCGGUUCGUGUGCGUUCUUCUCGAAAACGUGGAUCGACGUGUCGGGCAGCUCGGCCAAGGACGUGGCCAAGCAGCUGAAGGAACAGCAGAUGGUGAUGCGAGGCCAUCGGGAAAACUCGAUGAUUCACGAACUCAACCGGUACAUCCCGACGGCGGCAGCUUUCGGUGGUCUCUGCAUCGGAGCACUGUCCGUUUUAGCUGACUUCAUGGGUGCGAUCGGUUCCGGCACCGGUAUUCUGCUGGCCGUCACCAUCAUCUACCAGUACUUUGAAAUCUUCGUCAAGGAGCAGUCCGAGAUGGGCGGCAUGGGCACGUUACUCUUCUAAGAAGACUCGGAGCUAAACGGGGCCGGCAUCCUUAUCGAAUCCUUACCAUUUCCCCUUCCUUCAUCUCGUACCUUCUUCCUCCUUUCAUCUUUCCCAAGUGGUGUUGUGUUGUUAUCCGUUGAAUCCCUAGUUCUUUGU